UCACGGCUCUCGCGUGUGAUUGGCUGGCGUGGUCACGGCUCGCGUGUGAUUGGCUGGCGUGGUCACGGCUCUCGCACGUGAUUGGCUGGCGUGGCCCCGACACUGCUUCUCACUGCAGCGACUCUCGAUUCCGACUUACCGCCACCCAAUUUUCCUAUCGAUUUCGACUCCUGGUCUCGACUACGAUUUCGACUCCAGACAAAUUUGCGAUUCCGAAUCGGUGGCGCAACGAGCAGCGGGCAGAGAGAGCGGGGGCGACGGACGAGACCGGCCACAACAUCAGCGGGUACAGCCACAACCACAACAUCAGCCACAGCGCUCACAGCCACAACCUCAGCGGGUACAACAACAACCACAGCCACAGAGCUCACAGCCACAACCUCAGCGGGUUGCGGCCUGGGUCCUCGGGCUUUCCACUGGCACGGACCGGCUCACCGCGACGGCUGCUCGCUCCAGCCAGACCGCUCUGCUGAAGUGACCCAGCAUUCGUCACCUCGUCAACACCUGCUCCACGGCAGGGCCGGCCGCCAUGGAGAGCUACGCCAAGUUCUGUUGCCUCGUCAUCUUCAUCAGCUUCAGCGUCUUCCAGGCGCUCUUCAACUGGGUCAGCCCCCCGCUGUCUCGCCUCUUCUGCCCGGCUUUCGCCUCCCUCACUCCGGCCAAACAGAUCGAGUGGCAUUCCAGGACGGUGUCGACGUUGCACGCCUUGAUCGUGGGCUUCUUCUGCCUCUACAUACUGUGGUUCGAUGAUGCCGUCAAUAAGGACCCAGUGUGGGGAGAUCCUAAAAUCGUGCAGCUCAACAUUGCCAUCACGACGGGAUACCUGUUCUCAGAUUUCCUGCUGAUCGUAUGCAACUGGAACGCCAUUGGGGACAAGUUCUUCAUCAUGCACCACCUGUCUGCCCUCUACGCCUAUUACUACGUCAUGGAUCGGGGCGUGCUGCCGUACUUUGCCAAUUUCCGGCAACUCGCCGAGCUGUCCACGCCGUUUGUAAACCAGCGAGAAUCACGUGGACAGUUGCGACGUCCCCCAGCCGGCCCUGGCCCGGUUGCAAGUUUCAAGUUCUUAAAACGAUCUCGGCGAGAGCAGCGCAACUGCUGGGAGGCCACGAUGAGGUGGUUUUACGAGGCGCUGGGGUACCCCAAGGCGGGCGGCCCGUACGUGGUGAACGGCGUGCUCAUGGCCGUGGCCUUCUUUGCGGUGCGCGUCGCGGUGAUGCCGCCGUACUACGGCCGCAUGCUGGCCACCGUGGGCACGGAGGCGUUCGCGCGCCUCGGCACGGGCCCCCAGGUGUCGUGGGUGCUGUCCAGCGUGUGCCUCGACGUCAUGAACGUCAUGUGGAUGUACAAGAUCGCGCGCGGCUGCUACAAGGUGCUGUUCGUGCGGAGCCAAGGGCGGCCAGUCACCAACGGGAAGUCGCAGUGAGGCUCCCAGUAAAACGCGAGCCGCCACCGCCCUGGCGCGAGCGCCGGCGGCACGCGGGAGGCGGCACACGUGGGCAACGACGACGGCGGCGGUGGCCACGAGACGACGCGAUCCCUCCCUCCCUCCCUGACGCGCUCACGCCGCCAGUCGGCGAUCGGGGCCAGAUAGAGCUGGCCUCCAUUUCGAAGCUUCUUCCCCGCCCCCUCCCCGCCCCCCUGGGUUUAUGUCGCCAACAACGGGCGCGCAUCCUGCAGUACACAUCCUGCAGUACACAUCCUGCAGUACACAUUCUGCAGUACACAUUCUGCAGUACACAUCCUGCAGUACAUCCUACAGUACACAUUCUGUAGUACACAUCCUGCAGUACACAUCCUGUAGUACACAUCCUACAGUACACAUCCUGUAGUACACAUCCUAUGGUACAUCUUGCAGUACAUCCUACAGCAGCACACCCUGCAGCACACAUCCUACAGUACACAUCCUACAGUACACAUCCUGCAGCACACAUCCUACAGUACACAUCCUACAGUACACAUCCUGCAGCACACCCUGCAGUAAACACCCUGCAGUACACAUCCUACAGUACACAUCCUACAGUACACAUUCUACAGUACACACCCUACAGUACACAUCCUUUCGCACAGCGGCCGAGUGCGGUGGCAGCGAUCGCGACGAGCGGCGACCCGUCGCCCGAUGGCCGCAGGGGGGAGGGGGGAGGGGCCUCGGCUUGACUUGUUGGGUGGCCGCUGUCGCCGUUGAAUCUCGUGCAGCUGCCCAGCAGAUGCGUGCCGCGGGGUCUGCGCGUGUCAUAGAUUUUAUUUGUUGACGAGGAUUAGGAACGUUCAGCUGUGAGCUGUUUUACAAGAGUGACCCCGCGGAGGGCCUUGGUGAACGAGAGAGAACGUGAAAGCAUCGAAAUCGUGACGUCGCAGACAUUGAGAAGCAGCACACACCUUCGAGGGAAACAACAUUGCAGGAGGGUAGACACUGCAUUGUUGAUCACACGAAGGCUUAGAAGAGCCGCCAAGUCCCUGCGCUCACUAAAAUGGAGCCUUAAAUGUCCAUUUUCAAUUGGUUGUCACUUUCUCAGAUUUUUUGUAGAAUUUUUUCAUUGUCCAAAUUUGUGAAAUUGCCCGCAAAUGACUCAAUUGGGAUCACAGAGCCGCAACAUCGCCCCCUGCUGUGAAACUGCGACAGACGGUGGCGGCAUUGCUUUGUAAGAAUGAUGGCACGAAAACCAAAAUUAACUAAAUUGUAACCAUUAUUGUGAUGAAUUAUUAAAAUUUGAAAAGAGGGGGGGGGGGGGAAUGGCGUUUGAGGAAAGCGCAGGUUAGGGGGCAGCUUCACUGUGGCCAAGGCCUCCGAUGGAAGCUGCCCGGAGUCGCGAGCCGCCUUUGUGCCACUCCACAGCCUCCCGCGCGUGGCGCUGCGGGUCUUUAGCGCGGGGCUUCCUGCAUGGCGCCGACUGUCACGCUAGCGUGGAGCAGCAGCAGCAGCUGCUUUACCAGAUGCCUCCACAAUGCAAUAAAAUGCAAUAAUGUUAACGUUAUGGCCUGGAUACCAUAUACUGUACAGUAUAUACGUGUGUGUAUGUGUGUUAUUGUGUGCAUGUUUGUAUAUGAUAAACGUUUGUGUAAGCAUUCGAUACACGGCACAUGAAGACGAUAUAUACGCUGCCUGUAUAUAUAGUAGAGGACACAUGCAACAAACUGGGGGCUGUGAUAGUUUUUGAUGUCAAAUGCAUUUCUUCUUUUUUAAGAUGAGACUUGAUCCCACCGCAUGUCAAGCGGUAUGAUACAUGGAUGUGAAUAAAAGGACGGUUUCACGACGAGUCGCCGAGCCUGCGGUGACGCGCACGCCGCAACCUCCCCCACGAACUCGGCCCGCCGUUGCCGCCGCCGCUGCCGCGUGGGGGAUCUGCCACGUGGGGGAUCUGCCACGUGGGGGAUCUGCCUCGUGGGGGAUCUGCCUCGUGGGGGAUCUGCCUCGUGGGGGAUCUGCCUCGGGGAGGGCGUCUCGAGCUUCGGUCCCGUGCCACUCUCCGUCGCGGGGUAGCGGCCGAUCGACGGAGACGUGCCGGCCUCGGGCUCGGUUAUCCCGGCUUGCGACGCCUCGCCGCUCCCCUCGGGGUGAGACGACGCCCUGCCGUGCGCCCCCGGCCCGGACGGGGGCGGCCGCCGUAUCUGCCCCUGAGGAGGGCCGCUUUGUGGAAAGCGAAGCGUGCGUAGGGCCGGUGAGGAUGGCUGCGGUUUGAGAAGGCCUCUCGCGGAGGCCACGGUUUGUGUCGCUGUCGGCCGGACUCGUGUCGUGGAGGUGAAUGUCGUCGCUCGACCCCGCAGUAAGUGCUACGAUGCACUGUGGAUGUUGGGGUUUCGGUCGCCACAGUAACGAUCCGGCCACAUCUGUCGCAAGGCCCUCCACCGCCCGACAGCUAGUCGAGUAACACCGUCGUGUACGGGCAUCUCGAGUAGGUGCUAUAAUGACGGCUACGAAGUUUAAUGGAGACUAAUGUUUAUCUCUUAACUGAAUCAUAAUUGUGAAUAGAGACUUCAGUAUGAGACCGAUACAUCUGGGAUAGGCAGAUGAAUUCGUUGAAUAUUUGCUGUCGGUUUAUAAGACGCUAAAUGCCAUCGGACAUGCUGAGAUCUCGCCUCACGUGGGGCACCAGGCGAGGUCCCAGUGGAGCGAGGCUCGUGCAGCAGCGGCGGCAGCAGCAGCAGCGAGGACUUUGGGCAAAUUCCAUGCGGACAUUGAGAGUGGGCAACUUGGCGCAGGGACAAAAAUAACAUUAAAGAAAACAUCCACAUGCUUAAAGAUCACAAGUUAAAACCCGCAGCAUUGAAACAGUAAUAGUAAACAAACUAAAUACUUUAAAAAAUUGUAAUUCACUGGUGAACUAGAAUUCAGAAUGUACACAGACAGACAACUCGCAAUGCACACACAGUAAUCACCUAAAAACAGGCUCGUGGUUUCCAAAUACUUAAAAACAAAGUGUCUGGAGCAUCUUCACGGAGUUUUCUCAAACUUUUGGGAGUUUGGGAAUGUGGUUGGGAACGUUGCAAGGGUUUGAUUUUCAGAACGACCAGUCUCUGACGACCGAGUAGGAUUGCUGUUUAACCCUUUUAAACAAUUUUAACGAAUAGAAAUUUAAAUCGAAGCGAUAGAAAGUUUUUUUAGUUUUUAAAUCUCAAGUGAAGUAUACAAUUGUUAUUCACCUAACAUGGCUUGGACGUAACCGUGACGAUGCGGUGGUCUCUUCAGUUUGAGCUGCGUGGACUUCGGAAACAAACCCGAGAUGGCAAUGCUCGCUCAGUCUCGCGUGGUGGCUGCGUCGCGUGUUUGCACCGUGGUGCCCGAUCGCGGGGGGUUAGCGCCGCCUCCCAGCAGUCGUGCUCCCGAGGAAAGUCGAGUGGCUUCCGGCUCACAGCCCGAAGUCAGUGCUGGAAAUUCCACAUUCCUAUGGUGGGGUGGUGAAUGUCCGUAGCACAACCAGCCACUGUUGACUUCCACAAAAUGUGGUAAUCAUGUUAUCCUCCCUGGAGGAUUUCAGCGACAGGAUUGAUCUCGAUACGAGCCCCACCCACUGGCACCACACGGCGGAGGAGGUUUUGCUGUUGUGCUGUAUCAUGGCUCUCCCGCCUGCGUUCGGCACUCGGGAGGGCUCUGCAGCGCCACCUGGCGAGAGAGAGGGAGGUGGCAUUAACCGUAAAUCCAGAGACCGGGAUCAAAUCUUAACAUUCCGAUUGCCUUCUCUGUACAGCAACAGUGUAUAUAUUGGCCUCUCAAAUCCAGUGGUGUCCAUUCGUCUGUGCAGAUGGGUAUGCAAUGUAUUUGUUAACAACGCGCGACCCCCGAUCCCGUCACCUCGACUCCGCAGUGGCCGUGGGCAGGCGGCCCUCGGCACUGCCCUCGGGCGAUCCGUGCUGAGAUUUCAAAACGGAGCUUCACUGCUUUGAGCUGAGGCCGUCAGUGCGUGCACCACUGCGGAUGGCUAUCGACCUUUAACAAACAAUGUCAUCACGAUGCUAAUUUGUAAAUAAAUAAGUGUGCCACUUAAGUCGUAAAUACAACUAUUAACCUAGUUACUAAUAUAUUCAGUGGACAAGAGGUGUUUGGUUCUAAUGGGGUUUCUGCUGGUUAGGAAGAAGGCUGUGACGCUAAUGCAGCGGCAAACAAAUCGUGGCCCGCGUAGCGUGCGCCUUGGUGUGCUUGAGGCGUGCAGACCCCACGCGGUACGAUCCAGCCGCCGUCCCGGGGUCCCCCCCCCCCCCGCCCGCUCGGUGGCCAGAGCCUUCGCAUGCACCAUUGCCGUCCCACCCUGGAAGAGGUCAAGUUGGUCCAGACCAGUUUGACCUCUCGUCUUCAUUGACAUCUCAAUCAAAGCGCACGCUCGCUCUCCGAUGCGCUUCGGCGCGUACCGCGUGAUGUUCGGCACUGUGUCCGACGUUUCGCGCCGGCAAUUCCAUUUGCUCCACGUGCUGGGAGCUUCUUCAGAUUCUGUUUCCGAAGAAGCGCACGGAGCGAAACGUCGGACAUACUGCCGAACAACACGUGGGGUGCAAACUGAAGGCACCCUGGACAGCUGUACCGCGCAACUGUGAAAACCUCCCCCCCCCCCCCACAAGUAGUAUAAGUUCCUUGUUUUCUGGAUAGGUCAUGGUGGUUGUUGGUAACCGUGUGCGUGCAGAUGUAGGUCACGAGAAAGUGCUUAAUGUUACUCCAUGAGCAGAAGCCGUGGCAUUGCUUUGAGCUCGUGUGGUUGUAGUUGGGCUGAUGACGGCACAAGGAGUGGGACCGACUCCUCAUUACCGGCACACCGUCCAGACACGUGGAUGUGCUUCGACCAUAAACACGCAAAGUACUACGCGGCAUAGGGCAUCAAAUCUCUGAUGGAGGAUGUUUGAAAAAAAGUGUAAACAAUUAUUUUGCUUUCAUUUUUAUUCUCGCAUCAGCCCAAGCUAGCAUUGUUUCGUCUGUAUGUUGAACCUCUUUCGCACCGUACGUCGCCAGUCGUGCUAAUCGGGAUCGCGUUUCGGAGCAUUGCUGCUGCGUGUGUCAAUACCACGCUUGCGGUCUUCGCCGGUGUCGCCCCCCCCGUGUCGAGCAGUGUGCACGCCUCGUGAAGAAUACCCCCGGACCUUAAGUUACAUUCAUCAUCGCGCUUAAUUUACCAUUUCAUAGUUUUGUGAAUGUUGCUAUUUGACGAUGAAGAGAAUGUGUGCACACGUCAGCAAUUUGCGCAGCCCCGGCGCGCGCGUACGAGCUGCGCUUACACAUGGAGGACAUUCCGCAUGCGUGUGGCAUGCGUGUGGCAUGCGUGUGCACCUGGUAGGCGUGCGGUCCAGGAGAGGCAGAACCUCGGCUCGCGAGCCGCAUGCGGCCCCUGGGCAGUUUCGCGCGGGCGGUUCGAGAGGGGACUACUCAACUCGUGACCUUCCAACAACACUCCACGUGAAAGAGGGGGGGAAACAUGUGCGGAAGCCGCAGUUGUGCGGGUCACCCCUCCCCUGGUGGUGUAGCCAGACACGAGUGCUCCCCGGGCGCUCCCGCAGAUUUCCUAAUUCAAAACUCCGCAGCCGAGCAGCCCCCGCCACGUGUCGUGCGGCCCCCAGCCACACGACUCUGCUGCUGGGUGGCUCACGGGGGAGGGGGGGGGUCAGGCGUUUGUAUUGAGACCUAUAUGAGAUCUAUACGCACUUACAUAUGCAUGUUCCAUAUCGUUAAACUGUUUGUGGGCCGUUCUUUGUGCUGUGUUUAAGAUAAAAGUUGCGCCGUUCUGCAUACGCCUCGGAUGCAUUUAACCAAGAAAUGUAGCAUGCAUGUAUAUACUUUUGGUCUUUUACAUUUCAUCAAUUUCCCAAAGUACACUUUUCUAUGUAUUUCCUAUUGAAUUGACACUUUACGUAAUUGUCAAAUGAUAAUUUCACGAAAAAUAUGCAACCGAUGUAAAAACGUUGAACCAUAGGACCUGCUUAUUUAAAGGAUGUAACCGAAUUAAGUGGCGAUGUUGUUCAAGAGAUGGCAUUUUAACACCGCUUCUCGCUACAUUAGACAUGGAGUUCAUCGCAGUGUGUGAGAUUUGUUGUGCAACCAUAACCCACGGGUGCUGCUGUAAGCCAGCGAGACCAAUGUUGCAUUGCGUGUCACGCAUCGCCAGUGAAAGAAUACCUCAAACUGAACGCUGCCCACCAUCGAGGCCCUCUGCCCAGGAGUCGCGUCUCACGCGGUGUGCCGCUCGCCGCGUUCCCUGUCCACCUCCCCCACGGCGGGGGCCUCCAUCCUCUCCUGUCUCUGCCACCUCUUCAUUCCCAAUUCUUGGCCUUUCUCGCCCCGUCCCUUCUCCGGUAACGGCCUUUGUCAUCAACCAGUCCCCUCAAGUUCGUCUCCGUCGGAUGACAGCCGCCUCCACGCUCCUCCUUUCGUCGAUACCGUUCGAGAUGUCCCCAUUGGCCGUCUCGAUGCAGCUCGCGGAUCUGCAGCCUUCUCCUCCGUACCCACGCCUCCGUUUCACUCCGUCUCACUCCGUCCAAUCUCCUCCGUGUCCUCGGACAAAGUUACACUCCACCACAUUGCCGCCUUCUGCCGCCACUGCACGUGGACACGGGGACUGGGCUCUGAGAGCUGGUGGCAUCGUUACACUUUGUAGAAGUUUGAUAAAAGGCGCACGCGAAGUUGAGGCCACUAAGAAUGCAGGCCUCGUGAAGGACUCUGCGGAGCUGUUGACGAGCGCGUUCAUCGUUGUUGCUUAUAUUUGCUCAGUGCUCUCUGGCUUCGUUUAUAAAUAAACCUGCCCGCUGCUGUGACACGGUGCGCUCUCUCAU
Messenger RNA from Lethenteron reissneri (Far Eastern brook lamprey), 8247 nucleotides. RefSeq names its product TLC domain-containing protein 4-B-like. Lineage: Eukaryota; Metazoa; Chordata; Hyperoartia; Petromyzontiformes; Petromyzontidae. The record is from RefSeq and is a predicted model, not a curated record. Gene Ontology annotation, cellular component: membrane; endoplasmic reticulum. Gene Ontology annotation, biological process: lipid homeostasis.